UUAAUAAAUAGGAAAAAGAGAUAACAAAAAGAAGAAAAGUUACCCCUCGGGCGUCGACGUCGGGAUUCAGGACGAAGAUAGAGAGAGAGGCGGAGAGGGUUUGAAACUUUGAAGCUCAGCUGAUCGCGAAUUAGGAAUUUCUUCCAGACUGCUUAAAAAGCGUAGGCGUCGAUGGAGGUACAGACAUGUGGUAAGCCCAUUGACUCGUUGCUCGAGAAGGUGCUCUGUAUGAACAUUCUAUCUUCGGACUACUUCAAAGAGCUUUACCGGUUAAAGACCUACCAUGAAGUUAUUGAUGAAAUUUACAACCAAGUAGACCACGUUGAGCCAUGGAUGACCGGGAAUUGCCGGGGGCCGUCCACCGCUUUCUGUCUGCUUUACAAGUUUUUCACCAUGAAGCUCACCGUUAAGCAAAUGCACGGUCUCUUAAAGCAUGAAGACUCUCCUUACAUAAGAGCGGUUGGGUUCCUCUACUUGAGAUAUGCUGCAGACCCGAAGACUCUGUGGAAUUGGGUUGAACCCUACAUUAAAGAUGAGGAGGAAUUCUCUCCUGGUUCCAAUGGACGAACAACAACUAUGGGUGUAUAUGUGCGCGAUUUGCUUCUUGGACAGUACUAUUUUGAUACCCUUUUCCCCCGUAUCCCUGUUCCUGUGUUGCGUCAGAUUGUAGCUCAUCUGGAGAAGAUGAAACUCCCCACUAAACUUUCUGGCAUUACAGGGGAAGCUACCCGUCAUGGAUCUGAUGACACAGCCCGACGCCCACCUUCUGUGAAAGCGGCACUUUCAGUUUCCUUUGGUCAACGUGCCCCACAUCGUGCUUCAACAAGGGACUCAUCACCUGUUCGUCGUACGUUACCGCCACCACCACCUUAUGACAAAGCCAGCAGUGAUGAUCUACGGACCCAUCGCAGCCAGAGCCGUGAGUAUUCUGACAGAGAAUAUUUGGACAGGGACAGGGACAGGGACAGAGGAAGGGACCGGGAUCGGAAUCGAGAAAGAGAAAGAGAAAGGGAUAGUGAUCGGGAUCGAGAAAGAUACAAGGAACGGGAGCGGGAUCGAGACAGAGACAGAGCAAGGGAGAGAGUUAGGGAUAAGGAAAGGGAGCGAGAGAAAGAUAGAGAACGCAGUUCUGAUUAUGAUCGGAGGUCCAAAUAUACAGAGAGAGAUAGCCGAAGAGACCAAUAUGAGAGUAGCCGUGAUGGCGGUAGACAUUACCGUAGGAGUAGGAGUCGGAGCCGCAGUAGGAGCAGGAGUAGAAGUAGGAGCUUGCAAGCUGGCGCUGCACUUCGUUCGAGUCCACAAAGAGAUGUAAACAAGGAUAGAACAUCUGCAUCUAGCAAUCUGGCAAAACUUAGGGAUCUUUAUGGUGAUAUAAGUGAACAAAAAGGGGAUGCUAGUAUGGAUAGGAUUUCCAGGAUUGACAAUGGUGGUGAAGAGGUGAUUAGACUUGGUGGUUCUCGAUGGAAAUAGCAUCAAAAGGUGGUUUCUUCUAUCUGAUAUCACGUUGUUCAAGUCUGCUGGCCAGAUGCUCUUUUGAUCAUCACAAAAAAGAAGAAAAUAUUUCCCCUUGUUUUUCUUCCAUCUGCAGCAUGCUCAUGUCGCACUGCUGCAUGUAUACUAAACAUUAUUCAGAAUUUCAAUCUUACAAUUUAUUCACAUGCUCCAUUGCUGGGCAUAUGUUAAGUUUGUAACAUUAUGUAAUAACUAAAGUCUUUCAUUAUCAUCUAAAGUUUUCCGAGUUCUGUUUGUGUUAAA
Prunus persica (peach) is the source of this 1755-nucleotide messenger RNA. RefSeq names its product pre-mRNA splicing factor SR-like 1. Bases 172 to 1470 code for a protein of 432 amino acids. NCBI's taxonomy places the organism in Eukaryota, Viridiplantae, Streptophyta, Magnoliopsida, Rosales, Rosaceae. Gene Ontology annotation, cellular component: precatalytic spliceosome. The transcript has 5 exons. The record is from RefSeq and is a predicted model, not a curated record.